Messenger RNA from Drosophila takahashii, 1402 nucleotides. RefSeq lists its product as uncharacterized. The record is from RefSeq and is a predicted model, not a curated record. NCBI's taxonomy places the organism in Eukaryota, Metazoa, Arthropoda, Insecta, Diptera, Drosophilidae.
AGUUUGCUCUUUCGUGUUAGUCCCCAUUUUUCGGCUGUUUCAGUUUCAGUUUAUUUCUAUUUUUUUUGGUGUAACCAAGUGUAAUCCGUGCGAACUGGUGAAUGUUGUCUGUGCUGGUUGUUCCCUCGAAGGAGUGAUCAUCGUCAUUUAGUCGGAUCAAGGCGGUCAAGCAGCCUCAUCAUCAUCAUCAUCUCAUCUUUGGCGCAAGUUAUUAUCAUCAUCAUCAGCGGAGGCGACCAUAAACGGGAUACUGUAAUAUCAUGAUGUUGCUUCACCUGCUCCUCCUGUCUGUCGUCGUCGUCGCGAUAAUUGGCGUCGUCGAUGGCGUUCUAUCACCACCUCCCGGCUACGAUGAUGACACUUCGCCGGUGCCUCUUCGCUUGGAGGACUUGGAGCGCGAGCAGGAGCAGCACCAGCAUCUGGAUCUCAAUCGAGCGCCGUUCCUGCCCAAUCGCUAUGAAUGGCGACCGGAUGUGGCCGCCAGUUUGCCGCCCAGUUACAUUCAGGAUGCCGCCCAGCGGGAGCGGGAUCUCGAGCGACUGCAGCGUUUGGAGGAGCUGCGUCAGCUGCAGCGGCAGCACCAGCAGCUCAGUUCGGGCUACGCCUUUCCCUUCCCCGCCCACCUUCCAGGUGGUGUGCUCUAUGUUGGACCCACGGCAGCCACGCCCACUCCCACGCCCUCGGCAGCGCCGACGACGACGACAGUGGCCUCCUCUUCCAAUCUUCGAUUCGGAAAGCCCAUAGUUCCCUACGAUUUGGAUUUGAAUUUGGGCCUAAAUGGUAUUCAAUAUGUGGCCAGUAAUGCUCUGCCGCCCCUGCCAGGGCCACGCCCCCUGGGACGACCGCCCUUUAUCUAUGGUUUUACCAACCAGGCGGGAAACAAUAGACAACCCCUGGUGGUCCAGCAAUCCAAGCAGUUCGCCUACGCCCCACCAUCGCCACCACAGCGACAUUAUGCGAAUGGACCGAGGAUUCCAUUGCCAUAUCCUCCGAGUUUUGUGAGCAUUACAACCCGAAGACCCAAAGGAUUCCGACCAUCCCAACCAGAUCCCACGCCCGAUUUGUUCGCCGGACGCUCAUCGAAAUCGCUGCUGGACUCGUACAUUCCCAGCUGGGAGGUUCUGCGCCUCAUCAGGGAGCACAAUUCACAGCAGCAGGGAGGAUUCUCACCCAUCAUCCACCACCAACAACGUCAAACGCUCGCCUAUCCAGCACCUGCGCACUUGCGACUCUAUAAGCGAGAUUCCCAGGAGAACCGUACGAGAAUCGUUAAGAAAGCGCUGGCACAGCCCGGCAAACUCAAGGAAAACUAAGAGCAUUUUAGUCUUAUUUUAGUUUUUUGUUGUCUUUUAUAUAUAUAAUAUACAAAUACGAAUAUUUAUUGCAGCGAAAAAGGCAUGCG